GUUGCGUCUGGACAAGAGAUCUUGGCGGCUGCUGCAGGCUUUAAAUCUGGGCUGGCCUGCAAUGGAGCCCCCCACCGGGAGCGAGAAGGAGAGUGGAAGAGGCGCCGCGGCAGGGGAGUGCACGAAUAGGAUCUCGGUGCCAAGACCUCCCUCCAUUGAGGAAUUCACUAUAGUGAAGCCCAUUAGCCGUGGUGCCUUCGGGAAGGUGUAUCUGGGACAGAAAGGCGGCAGAUUGUAUGCGGUGAAGGUUGUCAAAAAAGCUGACAUGAUCAACAAAAAUAUGACUCAUCAGGUACAAGCUGAGAGGGAUGCACUGGCACUAAGCAAAAGUCCUUUCAUUGUCCAUUUGUACUAUUCACUACAGUCAGCAAAUAAUAUCUACUUGGUAAUGGAAUAUCUUAUUGGUGGAGAUGUCAAGUCUCUCCUACAUAUAUAUGGUUAUUUUGACGAAGAGAUGGCUGUGAAAUAUAUUUCUGAAGUAGCAUUGGCUCUAGACUACCUUCAUAGACAUGGAAUUAUCCACAGGGAUUUGAAACCUGACAAUAUGCUCAUUUCUAAUGAAGGUCAUAUUAAACUAACAGAUUUUGGCCUUUCCAAAGUUACUUUGAAUAGAGAUAUCAAUAUGAUGGAUAUCCUUACAACACCCUCGAUGGCUAAACCUAGACAAGAUUAUUCAAGAACCCCAGGACAAGUAUUAUCUCUCAUCAGUUCUUUGGGAUUUCACCCAGAAAAAAAUCAAGACUCUGCAAAUACUCUUUUAACCCAUGUAUCUGAAACAUCACAGCUUUCUCAAGGACUAGCUUCGCCUAUGUCUAUAGAUCAAAAAGAUGCUCCUUUUUCUAGCAAACUACUACAAUCAUGUUUUGAAACAGUUGCUUCCAACCCCAGAAUGCCUGUGAAGUGUCUAACUUCUAAUCUACUCCAGUCUAGGAAAAGGCUGGCUACAUCAAGUGCCAGUAGCCAGUCCCACACCUUCGUAUCCAGUGUGGAGUCUGAAUGCCACAGCAGUCCCAGAUGGGAAAACGAUUGCCAGAACAUGGUCAAUUCCUUUAUGGAUCAACAACAAACACCAGAAAAAUCACCUAUCCCAGUGAUAGCUAAAAACCUUAUGUGCGAAUUGGAUGAAGAUUGUGACAAGAAUAAUAAGGACAACUUAAGUUCUAGUUUUCUAUGUUCUGAUGAUGAAAAAGCUUGCAAAAGUAUUUAUAUGGACUCUGAUUCAUCUCUUCCUGGACUGUCUAUAAUGGAAAGUCUAUUAGAAAGGCAGUCAUUAGCUCCAGAUAAAAGCAUCAAAGAAUCUUCUUUUGAAGAAUCAAAUGUUGAAGACCUGCUUACUGUAUCAACCAGCUGCCAAGAAAAUACUUCGUCAAAAGGUGAUGAGAAUACUGCUGUCCAAGACAGUAACCAAAUGUUAGCUCCUUCUUUGGAGGUGUUGAAAACAUUAACCUUCUCUAAAAGAAAUGCUGUAGCUUUUCGAAGUUUUAAUAGUCAUAUUAAUGUAUCUACUAACUCAGAACCAUCCAAAAUGAGUAUUAGUUUAGAUGCAGUGGAUAUUUCGUGUGCUUAUAGUGGUUCAUAUCCCAUGGCCGUAACUCCUACUCAAAACGGAAGAUCCUAUAUACCAUGUCAGACCCCAAAUCAGGUCAAGUCAGGAACUCCAUAUCGAACUCCAAAGAGUGUGAGAAGAGGGGCAGCCCCAGUGGAUGGAGGGCGAAUUCUGGGAACGCCAGACUACCUUGCACCCGAGCUCUUAUUAGGCAGGGCCCAUGGUCCUGCAGUAGAUUGGUGGGCACUUGGAGUUUGCUUGUUUGAGUUUCUAACAGGAAUCCCCCCUUUCAAUGAUGAAACACCACCACAAGUAUUCCAGAAUAUUCUGAAAAGAGAUAUCCCUUGGCCUGUAGAUGAAGAAAAGUUAUCUGAUAAUGCUCAGAGUGCUGUAGAAAUACUUUUAACCAUUGAUGAUACAAAGAGAGCGGGAAUGAAAGAACCCGAUGGCGAAACAGAUACAUCCUAUUUUGAAGCCAGGAAUAAUGCUCAGCACCUGACCGUGUCUGGAUUUAGUCUAUAGCACAUAAAUUUUCCCUUUAACCUUGUCUUACAGACUAUGCUAGCAUAAUUAUAUACUCCAAGGGGAAAAAAGCAUUAUUUUAUCUGGAUCGGUGAGCUUUCAAUGUAUGUCCAGCUUCCACAGAGGUAAAAGGCUAACAAGAAUAUAAUCAGGAACUUCUCUUAAUCUCAGAGCUGUUAAAUCUUAAAAGCUUUUUUUCAUCUUAUUUAUUUUAUUACUGCACUUUAAGAAAAUUCAUGCAUUAAUAAAACUUGAAAUGGCACUACCACUUUAGAGAAAGAAUGAGCCUUGAGCUUGGUUUUCUUAUCUGUUGAUUUCAGUCCACCAUUCAGUUUAGUGUUGAAAUAACGAAAACAUGCCGUUUUAUUUUAAUGUAAUUUAUUUGUACAUUAUUGCCUGCAAAAUCAGUCUCAAAGGCAAUCAUUUAAGGCUGCAUUUGUGACCUCAACAUGCAGCUGGAACAUUCCUUGACUCAGUAAUGUAACUCUUUUGGGGAAUGAGGAAUAAACAAAAGGACUAAGGUUUUAGCUACUUUCCUAUGAAUAGUUUUGCUGCCUUGACUGCUCCUGGUAGUUUCUCUACAACACGUAUUUGUUUAAAAUAGUACCAGAAAGCUUAGGUGUGAUUACUGUAGCAAUUUUAACAGCUUAUUCAGUUUUAAUAAAAAAUCUGAUGGCUUAUGUCGUAAAAUAAUUUGUUUAAAAAAUAUACGGCAUUACCAGAGACAGCCUCUU
Messenger RNA from Hipposideros armiger (great roundleaf bat), 2802 nucleotides. It is a transcript of the gene MASTL, whose product is annotated as microtubule associated serine/threonine kinase like. Lineage: Eukaryota; Metazoa; Chordata; Mammalia; Chiroptera; Hipposideridae. The transcript has 12 exons. Bases 62 to 2068 code for a protein of 668 amino acids. The record is from RefSeq and is a predicted model, not a curated record. Gene Ontology annotation, biological process: peptidyl-serine phosphorylation; intracellular signal transduction. Gene Ontology annotation, molecular function: ATP binding; protein serine/threonine kinase activity. Gene Ontology annotation, cellular component: nucleus.